Paramecium octaurelia is the source of this 977-nucleotide messenger RNA. NCBI's taxonomy places the organism in Eukaryota, Ciliophora, Oligohymenophorea, Peniculida, Parameciidae. The record is from the annotation of a GenBank genome assembly.
AUGUUAAUAGCACUUACCAUUCUCAUAACUGCCAUCAUUCUUACAUGCUUAAGAGCUACACUCAUUGAUCCUACUGACAGUAUAGUUUUGAAGGAGCGCAACGCCAAAUCGAAAGGGUGUAUCAUUAUUUGUAUUUUAGAUUGGAAUUCUAAACAGAUAUUAAGACCUAUUGUUUGAUUUGCCAAGCACAUGUGAUCUAAACAUCCAAGCAUUGUUUUAGUUGCAACAAGUAAACAUAAUUGAUUAAUAAGGUGUGUUGAAGGUUUUGACCAUCACUGCAUAUGGUUAAAUAAUUGCAUUGGCAUUAAGAACUACAAGUACUUUUUCAUCUUGGUUGUACUUCUUGUAAUUUUCAAAUGUUUGAGAAUCACGCAAGAUGUUCUCCUCUUACAAAAAAAUGCAUUCUAAGUUCUUGCUUUCAUCAGCAUCAUUCUUGACCCUCCAAUCCUCAUUGUUCUCUCUUAUUUACUAGGAAUGCACCUUUACUUUAAGUAACCAAUUAUUGUAUGUAUAGAUACAAAGGUAUUUCGACCUAUGAUUGGAUUAAGAGACAAAGAGACAAAUAGAAUUUGAAAUCAUAGUAACAGCAAUCCCUACCAAAAACGAAUGAAAGUGUGGGCUAUGGAUAACUGUUGUCCACUUCUAAGCGCUUUGAUUUUAAAUGCUCCCUCUCAAAUAAGACUGAUAACAAAGUUCCUUAAUAAAAUUUCUUCCCAAAAGCCUCUUAGGCUCCUUAGAAUAACUCCGCCUCAACCAUUUAAGUCACUCAAUUAUAGAGUAUCUUUACGAUUAAACCUACAUCUCCCAACAACAAUAAAUAGUUAAGAAAGGAGGAGGAUGAAAGGGAUGGAAGAUAAAUAUUUAAUAAGAUCAUCACCGAGGAUAGUGAUGCACCUGAAAAUGUCGAUCCAAGGGAUGAUGAAAUUUAAUCUGAGAAUGAUAGUUAACAUUAGCAAUCUGAAAAAGAGUAAAAUUGA